AUGUCUGUAUCUGCAGUGGUACGAAGGUCCAACACCAGCCCACUGGGCUUCCUCCAGCUGGGAUCCUGCUCUCUGGCACCCGCAGACACAGUGCAGACAGUCGGAUGAAGACUCUCCACUGGGUCUUCCAGGCCUUACUCACCUUCCCCUUUGGUUGGGACCAUUCCGGAGCAGCUGAGUCAGUGCUGCUGUGGGCAUCCUCAGGGUCACGAAUCCAGGAGUAGAAACUCAUCAGGUUCCCCAGUGCCACCUGCUCUAUCACCACAGUCUCUCCUCAGGCUGCAGAAUGCCCUGACCCUCACCGACACCUACCAGAACAAGCAGAAACUCAGAAAGCAGCACUCGGACCCCGUGUGCCCGUCCCACGCCGGGGCUGGGUACAGCUACUCACCUCAGCCCAGUCGGCCCGGCAGCCUUGGAACCUCUCCCACCAAGCACACGGGGUCCUCUCCUCGCAGUUCGGACUGGUUCUUUUAAACUCCUUUACCAACCAUCACUGGCUCUCCUACUAGGACCAUGGCUCCUUUCAAAAUACCUAAAACGCAAGCGUCUUCCAACCUGCUAGCCUUGGUGACUCGCCACGGGCCCUCUUAAAAAAAAAAAAAAGACGGGAGUGACCCACGGGAGUGCCCUCAUUGUCUCCUAGCUCAAGGCGGCAAGAGGCAGAAGCCUGAGCAGCAGAACAAAGCGGUGUUUGGCAGAUCUGUCAGUGCUGGGAAAUUAUCAGACCAACAAGCAAAGAUACCUUUAGGUGGACAUCAGGGCAGCACGGACAGUUUAAAUACAGAAUGACCAAUGGAUAUAGCCCCUGCAGGAGCUUGUGGUGGUGGACUGACACCUCCUAUAGGAACAGCAGCAAGUUCCAGAGCUGUCCUGUCCACUGUAGGAUCUCCUCCACACAGUGCCACGGCCCCCACUUGUACAAUGGUCCUUCAAACAAGAACAACCUCAGCUGGCUGCAGCAGCCCCAAGGGCUCCCUGUGCUCUGCCAGCAGCUGCGUAUGUGUGGGCUCCCCGCCGGGGCCCGGUUGAGGGGCUUCUCCUCCGGGAGCCGAGGCUGCUCCCAGCCUGAGAUACAUGACUUAUGGUGCUUCACCCCCCAGCCUGGAGGGGCUCGUCACCUUUGAAGCCCUGGAGCUGCCAGAGGAGAUGCUGAUGGAGAUGAGAAGAGCCGCCGAGGGUAGAGAACACACAGACACCUUAUGCCACCUCAAUGUGAUGCUGAUGUUCACGAAGUGUGUGCUGGACCUGACGGACCCGGUGCUGUGCACAUCUGAUGUCUCCUUGUACCAGAUCCAGGAGAGUAUGGUCGUGGACCAGAUCAGCCAGCUGAGCAAAGACUGGGGGCGCGUGGAGCAGCUGGUGUUAUACGUGAAAGCCGCACAGCUCUUAGCAGCCUCUCUGCAUCUCGCCAAAGCACAGAUCAAGUCCGGGAAGCUGAGCCCGUCCACGGCUGUGAAACAAGUUAUCAAAAAUCUGAAUGAACGAUACAAAUUCUGCAUCACCAUGUGCAAGAAACUUACAGAAAAGCUGAAUCGCUUCUCUGACAAACAGAGAUUUAUUGAUGAAAUCAACAGCGUGACUGCAGAGAAACUCCUCUACACUUGUGCUGUAGAAAUGGUUCAGUCUGCCGCCCUGGAUGAGAUGUUUCAGCAGACCGAAGAUAUUGUUUAUCACUACUAUAAGGCAGCCCUUCUUCUGGAAGGCCUCACUAAGAUUCUCCAGGACCCUGCCGACAUCGAAAAUGUACACAAAUAUAAAACUAGUAUUGAAAGAAGAUUGUCAGCACUCUGUUGUAGCUCCACGACCCUGUGA
Messenger RNA from Neogale vison (American mink), 1815 nucleotides. It is a transcript of the gene ULK2, whose product is annotated as unc-51 like autophagy activating kinase 2. Gene Ontology annotation, molecular function: protein serine/threonine kinase activity. NCBI's taxonomy places the organism in Eukaryota, Metazoa, Chordata, Mammalia, Carnivora, Mustelidae. The record is from RefSeq and is a predicted model, not a curated record.